Molecule: messenger RNA, 1507 nt
Organism: Oryza brachyantha (malo sina)
Lineage: Eukaryota; Viridiplantae; Streptophyta; Magnoliopsida; Poales; Poaceae
Product: nuclear transcription factor Y subunit A-2-like
Exons: 6
Coding region: 167-1171 (334 amino acids)
Biological process (GO): regulation of transcription by RNA polymerase II
Cellular component (GO): CCAAT-binding factor complex
Molecular function (GO): DNA-binding transcription factor activity, RNA polymerase II-specific; RNA polymerase II cis-regulatory region sequence-specific DNA binding
Source: RefSeq, a predicted model, not a curated record
CUUCCUUCCUGCCUUGGAUUCAGCAGCAGCUUUACCUGCAUAUAUACACCAAGAGAGAUGGUCAGAUAGAGCUAGCUAGCAGGCAGCUCUGAGCUUCCAAGAACACGGCCAUGGGCUGCAGGUGAUCACCAGCCGAGGCGGCAAUGGCGGCGCCGCGGCUCACGCAAUGCCGUGGUGGGUUGGAGCUGGAUCCCAACCACUGUUAGGAGCAGGAGAAGAAUCAUUCAGCCAAUUAAGCAACGCAAUCAUGGACGACAGCCGACUGCUGCAGGACCACCACCACCACCAGAUCCUCGCCUCCGGCAGGCAGCUGCACCACCGCGCCGGCGACUCCAGCCGCCACCACUUCCCGGCAAUGCCGCCGGAGCGACAGCACCACCCUCCUCCACCAGCCGAAAGCUCUGUCAUGAAGUUCCCAAUCAUCUCAGGUGACUCUGAUCUUUGCAAAGAUAUGAAGUUCCAUGAGUCUUCUGUGCCGACCAUCGCCGCCUACUCGCCAUUGCAGGAGUACCAAGGUCAUUUUGAGCUGGCCCUUGGACAGUCCAUGGUUUGCACCAAUUUUUGCAACUCUGACCAAAGCUAUGGCGUGUACUCCCCAUAUGGAGCUCAAGCCAUGGCUGGGAGGAUGCUUCUGCCGCCGGCGAUCGCCACCGACGUCGGGCCGAUCUACGUCAACGCGAAGCAGUUCAACGGCAUCAUCCGGCGGCGGCUGGCCCGCGCCAAGGCGGAGCGGGAGCACCGGGUCUCCCGGAGCCGGAAGCCGUACCUCCACGAAUCGCGCCACCGCCACGCCAUGCGCCGCGCGCGGGGCAGCGGCGGCCGCUUCCUCAACACCAAGAACAUCUCCGCUGCUGCCGCCGCCGGCGGCGACGGUCCACGGAGCGCCGACACGGCGCCGCUGAGCUCCGGCGGCGGCGACCACGGGGCGAGCAACAAGAGCUCGUCGGCGUCGGAGGCGACGCGCGUGUACCCGGCGCACCACCACCACCACCACCACCACGACAACGACAACAUGGGCACCGUCGGCGACUUCCACCACGCCAUGGGGCACCUCCGCUCGCCGGCGUUCUUCCCGUCGCUGGCCGCGAUGAUGGACGGCGGCGGCGGCGGCGAGGGGAAGUGGACCACCGCGACGCCUCACGGGUGCUGCGUUGACCUCCUCAAGGUGUGACCGGCGCCGGCGGCCGUCGCCGGCGGCUCUCGCCGGCGCCUGGCUGGCAAUUCAUCCUUGGCUGCAGUAGUAGUAGGAGAUGCUCAUGCAAUGCAAGUCAGAUUCAUGCAACUGAUGCAAACUGCUUCUCAGUUGCACCUGUAAAAAAGAACUAGAGUUUGAUUUGAUUUGAUGCAGAAUUGUUUAAAUCUUUGGCUAUUUUUUGAAUGUUCUUUGAUUUUUGAUGUUUAGUUCAUCUUGGUGUUUAGGUGAUUAGGCUCAUGAAGAUGUUAACAUCGUCUGAAAGAGAGUGUUUACAUUGUGAAACAAACCAGUCAGGCUUUGCUAACAGUGAUG